AUGAUUGGUUGCCUUGUCUUUCAGUCAAUGUGUCGGACCAAUCGUGGCACAGUGGGCGGGUACUUCCUGGCAGGAAGGAGCAUGAUAUGGUGGCCUGUGGGAGCCUCUCUGUUUGCCAGUAAUAUUGGAAGUGGGCACUUCGUGGGACUCGCUGGCACCGGGGCGGCCAAUGGCAUUGCGGUGGGAGGCUUCGAGUGGAAUGCUUUGUUCAUCGUGCUUCUUCUCGGCUGGGUGUUCGUCCCGGUCUACCUCACUGCUGGGGUGAUCACCAUGCCGCAGUACCUGAGGAAGCGUUUUGGUGGAAGCAGGAUACGACUAUAUCUCUCCAUCAUCUCUUUGUUCCUCUACAUUUUCACCAAGGUGUCUGUGGACAUGUUCUCAGGUGCGGUGUUUAUCCAGCAGGCCCUCGGCUGGAACAUCUACGUGGCCGUCAUCGCUCUCCUGUCCAUCACCGCUCUCUACACAGUCACAGGUGGCCUUGCAGCCCUCAUGUACACCGACACCGUCCAGACGCUGGUCAUGAUCGCUGGAGCUUUUGUGCUUAUGGGAUUCUCCUUCAAUGAAGUCGGUGGGUACGACGGCCUCUUUGACACGUACAUGCAAGCCACACCGAGCCUCAUCGAGUCCCCACGGCCCGAGGAGUACAACAUCUCCGCGCAGUGCUACACCCCCCGUCCCGACGCCUACAACCUUCUGAGGAGUCCCAUCACGGGGGACCUGCCCUGGCCGGGCGUCAUCUUUGGCAUUGCUGUUGUCGGCUGCUGGUACUGGUGCAGUGAUCAGGUCAUUGUUCAACGGUGUCUGGCUGCCAAGAACCUCACACACGUCAAGGCUGGCUGCAUCCUGUGCGGGUAUCUCAAACUGCUUCCGAUGUUCCUGAUGGUGUUCCCUGGAAUGAUCAGCCGGGUCCUGUAUCCUGAUGAAGUGGCUUGUGUUGUGCCCGAAAAGUGCGAGGAAAUCUGUGGCACAAAAGUGGGCUGUUCCAACAUCGCCUACCCUAAGCUGGUGGUCACCCUCAUGCCAAAUGGCCUUCGAGGGAUGAUGCUGGCUGUGAUGCUGGCCGCCCUGAUGAGUUCAUUGGCCUCCAUCUUCAACAGCAGCAGUACUCUCUUCACUAUGGAUAUUUGGACCAAGAUUCGCCCUCAGGCCCGGGACCGUGAGCUUAUGAUUGUGGGAAGGGUCUGGGUUUUGUGCAUUGUAGCCGUGAGUAUCGCCUGGAUUCCUGUGGUUCAGGCAGCUCAGAGCGGGCAGCUCUUUGACUACAUCCAGUCCGUCACCAGCUACCUUGCGCCACCCAUAGCCUCCGUUUUCCUCCUGGCAGUCUUUGUGAAGAGGGUGAAUGAGCCAGGUGCAUUCUGGGGGCUGAUUGGUGGGCUGCUCAUUGGACUGGCCCGGAUGAUUCCAGAGUUCACCUAUGGGACAGGAAGCUGUCUUUUCCCAUCUGCUUGCCCCAGCAUUAUCUGUGGUGUCCACUAUCUGUAUUUUGCCAUCAUCCUCUUCUUUAUAACUGCUGUCUUUGUGCUCAUCAUUAGUUACUGCACACCGGAGAUUGAAGAGAGACACCUCCACCGUCUAGUCUUCAGUCUGAGGAACAGCAAAGAGCCACGAGAUGAUUUAGAUGCCGAGGAAGAGGAGCACAUGAGGAAAGCUCGCAGAGAAGCAGCAGAGAAUGGCACUGUGAGAAACCAGAUGGAGUUGGAAGAGAUAAAGUCCUCGUCAUCUCCACUGCGGCGCUGUUUCAGCUGGUUCUGUGGAGUCGACUCAUCUCAAGCCCCCGAGCCUACGGAGGAGGAAAUGGCUGCCGCAUCAAAGCAGCUGACCGAUAUCAGUGAGGACCCCCUGUGGAAAAACAUCGUCAAUGCUAAUGCGCUUGUUAUGAUGACUGUGGCUGUUUUCCUCUGGGCUCACUAUGCCUGAGAAGAUGCCGGUACGCCUGACCACUGGAGCCUGGAGUCACUUUUAAUGCUCCACCAUGCGGGGCACCCAUCAUGGGUGAGAAUGCAAUGAAGCAUCAGACGCCACAUUUAGAAAACCAGAUGAUUAGAGACUGGUGUCCUGGGGUCCACUCCAGCGAAGCUGUUUGAAGGUGUGUGUGGUGAAACAAUUGAAGCUUUGUUACAUCGAGGACCUACUGAUAUGAAUAAAGAACCCAUGUCUGCUGUCAA
Messenger RNA from Erpetoichthys calabaricus (reedfish), 2165 nucleotides. RefSeq names its product solute carrier family 5 member 2 (gene slc5a2). The transcript has 14 exons. The record is from RefSeq and is a predicted model, not a curated record. Bases 1 to 1917 code for a protein of 638 amino acids. NCBI's taxonomy places the organism in Eukaryota, Metazoa, Chordata, Cladistia, Polypteriformes, Polypteridae. Gene Ontology annotation, cellular component: plasma membrane. Gene Ontology annotation, biological process: transmembrane transport; sodium ion transport. Gene Ontology annotation, molecular function: D-glucose:sodium symporter activity.